Molecule: messenger RNA, 460 nt
Organism: Spodoptera litura
Lineage: Eukaryota; Metazoa; Arthropoda; Insecta; Lepidoptera; Noctuidae
Product: endocuticle structural glycoprotein SgAbd-5-like
Cellular component (GO): chitin-based extracellular matrix
Molecular function (GO): structural constituent of chitin-based larval cuticle
Source: RefSeq, a predicted model, not a curated record
CUGUAUCCAUUCGUGAAAUCAGCACUUCAAACAUGAAACUGAUCGUAGCCCUUUGCUUGGUAGCUGUGGCAGUUGCUGCCCCUCCUCCAAGGUCAAACUCUGGCAAUGUCGAGAUCGUCAAAUAUGAAAAUGACAAUAUUGGACUAGGAAACUACAAAUACGGAUUUGAAUUGACUGACGGAACUGGCGCCGAACAACAGGCUGAGCUCAGAAACGAAGGCAAGGAAGACGAGUCUAUCGCUGUGAAGGGUUCCUUCGCUUGGGUGGGACCUGACGGCGUGCUCUACCGUGUCAUCUACGUUGCUGACGACAACGGUUACCAGCCCACAAUUGAACAAGGACCCGGAGGAGCCGUCCCACCCGGAGUCGUUGCUUCUCUCCUCGGCUAAUUAAUAAGACUGUUAUUUAAUUUAUUGUAUUACCAAACUAUGUAUUGUAAUAUAUUAUUACCUAAACUUUA